AAUUGUUCCACACAACAUAUCCUUCCUUGCCUCGAGUGCUGCUUACAUAUUCUACUAUCCAAUACACAAAAUGGGUACCAAUGAAAAAGCCACAACGUCAAUUUCUCACUCUUCCUCUUCGGCAACAUCUUCGCGAACCGUUACUGUUCUUCGGGAUAUCGUGCAAAGUCCGUGGCCCCUACCUUAUAUCGCUAUGGUUACUCCACUUGUACGAAGUAUCUGGAAUUACAUGGAAUGGAGUAACGGAGGAGAGGUUGCCCUAUCGCUGAGUCACGGACUCUUAAUCUUGUACUUCAUUAUAUCACAAUAUGUCCGCAGGUACGAAUGAUAGAUUAAUUUAC
Messenger RNA from Aspergillus welwitschiae, 341 nucleotides. RefSeq lists its product as uncharacterized. NCBI's taxonomy places the organism in Eukaryota, Fungi, Ascomycota, Eurotiomycetes, Eurotiales, Aspergillaceae. The transcript has 2 exons. The record is from RefSeq and is a predicted model, not a curated record. Bases 71 to 328 code for a protein of 85 amino acids.